AGAUUACAAGCGAAUUGUAUACAAAAUAAACUCUUCUGUUGGUUUUAUUGAAUUAUGUUUUAAGCCUAAACAUACUUUAAAUGGGCAUUAUGAGGGAGAUGCUUCAUGAGGUUGACUUUUUUGUAUUGUUAAGCUGUCCUUGCUGUGCGCGCCUGCUAUAGGCCUACACACAGCUGGAGCUGUCAUGCUUUAAUUUAUCACUGAGAUAAAUCUGCAAUUGAGUUUCAACGAUCAACAACCUAUCACUGCCAGGCGCAGCAAAAAAGCCUCAGCAUCAGCUCAAGGUAGCAGCCGUCACUGGUGACGCUUGGGGCACCGGGCCAUUUCGUUCGCGUGGUCGUCCGUCCUUCCCCCUACAGCGACUGCGUUAUAACCACCGAGAGAGUCGAGUUGACAGAUUUGCCCUGGGACUGAGCAUCCAAGGUUACGCAUCCAAAAAUCCAAGGGGAAUGGAGACAUUCAACCAUAAUCUUAAUGCAUAUAUUGACUCAUGGAUGGGUCCAAGGGACUCCCGCGUGCGAGGAUGGCUGCUGCUGGAUAACUACCCACCAACUUUUGCACUGACUGUCAUGUACCUCCUGAUGGUGUGGAUGGGGCCUAGAUACAUGAAGAACAGGCAGCCGAUCUCCUGCAGGGGGCUGCUAGUAGUGUAUAAUCUAGGCCUCACUCUCCUCUCCCUGUACAUGUUUUAUGAGCUUGUGACCACAGUGUGGCAAGGAGGCUACAACUUCUUCUGUCAGGACACUCACAGCGCCAGGGAAACGGACCACAAGAUUAUCCGAGUCUUGUGGUGGUAUUAUUUCUCCAAGCUGAUCGAGUUUAUGGACACCUUGUUCUUCAUCCUGCGGAAGAAUAAUCACCAGAUCACAUUCCUGCACAUCUACCACCACGCCAGCAUGCUCAACAUCUGGUGGUUCGUCAUGAACUGGGUGCCGUGUGGACACUCCUACUUUGGGGCCACACUGAACAGUUUCAUCCACGUCCUGAUGUACUCCUACUACGGGCUGUCGUCCAUCCCGGCCAUGCGGCCCUACCUCUGGUGGAAGAAGUACAUCACCCAGGGGCAGCUGAUUCAGUUUGUUGUCACCAUGGCUCAGACGAGUUGUGCGUGGGUUUGGCCGUGUGGCUUUCCCAUGGGCUGGGUUUACUUCCAAUUAUCUUACAUAGUGACCUUGAUCUUCCUCUUUUCAAACUUCUACGUCAAGACUUACAAGGGCCAUGGCGGGUCCCUAAAGAAGGACUAUCAGAACGGCUCAGCAGCCACAAAGAACGGGCACAUGAAUGGGGUGGGCCCCACAGACAGCAAAAGCUACAGGAAACUGAGGGCUGAUUGACAUCUGCUCCAGGCCCAUAAGCAAACCUCACUAUCUUCACAGUAGUGCAUAUCCAUACAAUAUUGCUAGGAAGCAGUGCGAGAUGUCUUAUCAGGAAACCAUAGGAGAUAUAUGCAGAUUUUAUCCACUGUAGAAAAAAGCCAAAGCCAUUUUGAUCUUUGAGACUCCUGAAGUUGCACACCAUGACCUGUUAUUAUUCAUAUUGAAUCAAAACACAUGACCGCUGAGAUUAUGCAGAGUUCUAGCAUGGGAAAUCUUCUGAUGAAGGUCAGUAAGUACAUUUCCUUUGUGCAGAUUAAAGAUUAGAAAGAUUUUUUUGGUUAAUAUAUUGAUGACUGUUAAUUACAAGUAUUACAUUAGUUUCUUAGUCUUUGUCAUGUAACCAGCCACUGACGUACAGUAUAAGGGUUAUAUUUGAUAGAUGCAGCCUCGAUAUUUAGCAUAAAGCAAAUUAUCCUUAUAGCAAAUCAACAAAUGAACAUUAAAUGAAAUAAAUUGAUCCAAAAAGGAAUAUCACUAUACUCGCAAUUAUCACAAAUACAUAAUGGCUUCUUUAAAGCUUGCUUAAUCCUUAAACAUGCAAAUGCAUGCGUUAUCCAAAUGGACGACUAGAUCAAUGAGAGAAAAAAGGUAAAAAUGUACUUUUUAUUUCACAAUAGUGCUUACAUAAAUUAAUGUCCCUGCCUCUCCAAAUAUGGCAACAGUAGAUUGGGUAAAGUGUAAUACCCCGAAUUAACCUGUAGGUUUCUUGAUGUGGCUGCAGUCUUAGGUGACAGUCUCAACGACUGUUUACCUCUCCAGCUCUAACUUGCCCUUUCUGUGCAAAAUUCAGUGCAGCCAAUUUCUUUUUUUUCCCUUUUUUUCUUUUCUGAAUGUUUGCCUGCUCUGAAAUGUUACAGAUUGUCUUUUCUUUGUCUGUAGAGAAGUUCUAAUGAAAGGCUGGUUUAGGAGACGACAGAACCAAAUAUAUCAGACAUUUGAUAGCAGUAUUGUUGAUUUAAAUAAGAGUAUUUUGACAUUCCCCCCCAAAAAGUCUUAUCAGCUUCUUUCAGCGAGUUCGACUGCACUCCUGAGGCUGAAAUGAACAUUAAUAUUAUGCAUUGAUGAUGACUCAGGAAAACCCAAGGUCCAAAGCCUGUAGAGAUGAUAGCCAUUUUUAGCAUCUUAGGCUGAGGGUUGCAAAAAAAGUCACAUAGCAAUGAACAGAACUACAAGAUCUUCAUGUGUGUGUGUGUGUGUGUGUGUGUGUGUGUGUGUGUGUGUGUGUGUGUGUGUGUGUGUGAACCAACUUUACGUUCAGGUUUAGCAGCAAUGGCAGUUAAGAUGGCUGACACUGCUGUUAGUGUGCUUUUGUACUGUGUUGAUGCGAUUUGAAGUACCGCCGUUUCUGUAAUAUCUCACCUUGUCCAGACCUAGCAUUGUGAAUGUUGACAGUAUUCCUCCCCUUGUCCGUUUCAAUGUGAAUGUGCACUACUUCACCCUCUUGACUGCAACUAAACGGCAAGCCUCCCAAACUCAACAGUUUGGAUGGGGUUGUGCGUGUGAGUGAGAGACACAAAAAUGUAAGUGGGUUGUUUCUGUAGAUUCACACUUACAGUAUCCAGUCUACAGCAUACUGAAACUUUGUGUUCUCUCCGUGCUAAGUACUUGACUUCAGUCUCUGUGGUUCAGAUGGCCAACCACAAAGUAAACUUGCACUUGAGUGUAUGUGUGUCAAUGUGUAUGCCCUACAUUCACGCAGUGACUAGUCCUAAGAAGCCAAACCAUUGCAGGACAGAGACCCCUGUAGCUACAGCAGUGCAUCUGAUUAUUUAAAAUCAACUGGUUGUAUGAAGGGCAAUGUGUCAUAAGUACCCCAAGCACUCAAAUUGUAGCAGAACCACGUUGUGAAUAUUUGCGAUACUUUUAUACUCUAUUAGUCCAACGGAUUGGAUUGGAAGAGAUGGAUCUGAUUGGUCAUGUCUGAUUUGGUGGAAAUAUAGUCCAAUAUCUCAGAGCUAAGUUCAAAUUCAUGGGCACAGUUCAAAUCCAUGGCAACUAAUAUGAUUUAUGCAUCAGCUAUUCUAAAACAACAAUUGCUUUGCAAUUACCCCUUGUUUGCUAUAAAACUACAUGUUUAUGUUUUGCAUAUGUAUUCUAUGGCUUUUCUGUCUGAUGAAUUACAUUCCAUUCCUUUUUCACUAAAAUAACUGGUUUCCAUUCCUUUAUUUAGUUAGUUGCCAUUUUCUGACCUAUAUUUUGACCUAAAUUUCCCCUGGGCAAACCAGCCCAAUAAAGUAAUUUGCGGUUGUCACUUUCCAUUUUCCUGCGAGUAUUGCCUUAAUAGUGUUCACUGCUGUUUGACUUAAAAUCAGUCAUUGCACACUGUAUGAAAAAGUAUGAAUAUGCUGUGCUGUCCAUAUGCCUUACUGCACCAUUGACCAUUUGGCAGCUAGUGAGCAUUUCAGUUGUCUGAUUGAAUUUUUCCAAGGCAUUUGUGCCAGCCAAUCCAAUCACUGAACGCAAGAACACUAAGAGCAAUAAGCACUGUUAUUGCUGUCCAUUUGGACGAUUUUUUUCCAAACUUUAACACCCAAAUGUAUAUGAAAAGUGCCACUUUUUUAAAUUGUCUAGAGUGUUCUCUUUCCACUCCUCACAGUAAUCCAUGCUUUGCCACUGGGAUGUCAUUACAUAACACAACAAAUUGUAUUUUUAUUUAUUUUCCUUUAGUUUUUACAUGUGUUUGUCUUUUAUUUAUUUAAAAAAUAAUGAAAAAUAAUUUGCGCUCAAUGGGCUUCAGGUAUUAGUUGGGCAACUAGUCCCCGCAUCACACCAGCUUCUUGUCUGUUAGUUCACCACAUAUGGACCGUACUCUGCUUUCUACAAGUACAGUUAAAAGUUAUUAGACACCCCAUUGUUGGACUGUUCUGUCUGUGAAGUUUAAAUAAAGGUGCAAGUAUGUA
This is a messenger RNA of Sardina pilchardus (European sardine), 4276 nucleotides long. RefSeq names its product ELOVL fatty acid elongase 5 (gene elovl5). Lineage: Eukaryota; Metazoa; Chordata; Actinopteri; Clupeiformes; Clupeidae. The record is from RefSeq and is a predicted model, not a curated record. The transcript has 8 exons. Bases 450 to 1334 code for a protein of 294 amino acids. Gene Ontology annotation, molecular function: fatty acid elongase activity. Gene Ontology annotation, cellular component: endoplasmic reticulum membrane; endoplasmic reticulum. Gene Ontology annotation, biological process: fatty acid elongation, saturated fatty acid; very long-chain fatty acid biosynthetic process; fatty acid elongation, monounsaturated fatty acid.